This is a messenger RNA of Saccostrea echinata, 2074 nucleotides long. RefSeq lists its product as uncharacterized. Gene Ontology annotation, molecular function: protein binding. The record is from RefSeq and is a predicted model, not a curated record. The transcript has 8 exons. Lineage: Eukaryota; Metazoa; Mollusca; Bivalvia; Ostreida; Ostreidae. Bases 44 to 892 code for a protein of 282 amino acids.
CUAAUAUUUGGUUUUGUGUGUUAUGUUGAUAAUGUAAACAAACAUGGCCGACAGGGAAUCCCUGAAAGCGGAGAGUACACAGAGUCAGGAAACAGACCAGACAGGAGACACGUAUCAGUCACAUGGAGCCUCAGCAGUGCCACUCACGGUGGUGUCUGCCUACAAACAUUUACGGGAGUCUGGAGAAGGCACACACAAUGUUCCACAGCUUCCAUCCCACAGAUUCCAAUACUCUGUGUGGCAUGAUCUUAGGGAGGCAUGUCUUACAGGAACAAUGCUGAAAGCCCCCAGGGUCAGAGAAGGUCCCCCAGAAAAAGACAAAGCAUUCUAUAAAAUGAGAGAUGAGGAAGACAAAGUAAUUCACCAUUCUCGUACAGGUGCAUCGAGGGACUCCUACAGACAUACAAUGGAAAACUGGGAGAAUGCUAAAUCUGUCAGCCUAUGUUACCAGGAGUUACAAGACUCGUACCAGAGAUCUAGUUUUAAUGCCAUCCUGGGGAGACUACAGAACGUGGAGCAUCUUUAUCUGACCGACAACACCAUACAAAGCCUCAAGUGGAAGUCAUUUCCAAAAUGUGAAGUGUUGAACCUGAAUAAUAAUUUCAUAUACUCCUUCUCGGAACUCCCCUCUAUACCUCGGAUCCGCUCCUUAAUGCUGGAGGAUAAUGACAUCCAGUCUUUUUCUGGCCUGUCUAAGCUUCGGUCCUCUCCUAUUGAGGAACUGUAUCUCAAUGGAAAUCCUGUAACCUUCACAAUCAACUACCGACCAAAGGUUUUCCAGAUUUUGACCCAGUUAAAGGUGUUGGACGGAAUCCCCAAACUCCAAUCUGACCUUGAGUUUCAGUCAGAGGAGAGGCUUCCUACCAAGUCUUCCCAGUGCACCAUACUAUGAAGGUUUCUCAAAGAACAUUUAAUGCAACACCUAUUAUGUAACUUUUCAUAGACAUCCUACAAACCAGGGAAAGCAGAUAGGCUUCUCCCAGAUUUAUAUAAACCAUCCAGCAAAUGUGAUCAGGCACAUGUAAAUAAAAUUGACAGCUUAAGCCCACUGCUGAAUACAUACAUGUACAUGUAUAACACACACAAUACACUUUAUCUGUGGUAUCUUUUGUAUUACAAGUACAUAUACAGUAAAACACAGUUACAGCAAAUAUGCAUAUAAUGACUAUUAUUAUGCCUACAGUGAACCGAUUUUCAUUCCCUGUGGUUUUAUAACUUAAAUUUCUUAUACUUAAUGGACAUUAUAUAAAUGGUGAUGUUUUGGAGGGUAACAAUCGAAAUUGACACCCCAAGGAAAACCAUUGUCAAAUGACUUGUUAUCGGAGGUUGACAAUGGUUUUCCAAGGGGUGUCAAUUUCGACUGUUACCCUCCAAAACAGGCACCAUUUAUUUUACUAUACUGAAUGUGUAAAUGAUUUAGGAUUUCAGCACAUUGCAGAUUGUUUAAUGCAUCUAAACCACUCAAAUCUUAGUAUUUAACAUGAAAUUAUAAUAAAACAUUACGUAUUGAAUCGAAAUUUGUCGUCCCUGGCACUUUACUACAAGAGUGUUUUACUGUAUAUAGAUGCAUUUAAUUUUGUCUGUGAUAUGUCGGAAAGAUCAGAUUUGCUGAGGUAAUGUAUAUGCAUUAUCAUGACUGUAUAUACUUACCUAAAAUAUUAAGGUAGGACUUGGUCGCUCUCCCUUUUUUCUUAAGUUUAAUUUUACAAGUACCUGUAUAUUAAAUAUUUUGUGUAAAUCUUUUUUUAAAAAAUAGUUGUGCAUGAAUAUGACAUUCCCUCCACUUUCUCUAUUUAGAACAUUUUAAUUUCACUUUUUCUUUGUGCAAUACAUUUUUCAUUCUGCCCAUAUCAACCAUAUAGACAUGUAUGCAUUUAGAAUAAAACUUGUCUAAUGAACAUUCUAUAUUUAUAUGAAUAAUUUACACGAUAUUGUUUAAUACUUACUUUCCUUGUUACAUAUCAAGCAAUGUAUUGUUGAAAAAAUGUUAACUUUUAAUUAGACUUUCAUUUUGACAUGCUGGUUUUGUCAAAACAACCUCAAGUUCCCUAUUAAUAAAUUGAUAACAACAAUU